GGUGCAUUAUGACUCGCUGGCCCCCUCCAUUCCUUCGCCUUCGCAGGGCAUAUAAAGUCGUCGCUGCACCUCGUGUCUUCCAUUCUCAGACCAGAGACACCUAGGACUGGCUAUCCUACUUCCCCAGGGACACCAGAGGCAUCAUGGCGCCCAAAACCUUCUUCCUUGCGCUCCUGUCCACCCUGACUCUGGGGCUGGCUGCUUCCGUCCCGCAGACUGACUAUGAAGUGAUCGUCAUCGGCGGAGGGCCUGCCGGUCUCAGCGCCAUCAGCAGUCUGUCCAGAGUCCGUCGUCGGACUAUCUUGUUUGACUCGGGCGAGUACCGCAACGCUCCGACCCGGGAGAUGCACGAUGUGAUCGGCAAUGACGGCACACCUCCCGCAGACUUCCGCGGUCUUGCGCGCGAGCAGAUUCUCAAAUACGACACGGCUACGAUCGUCGACACGGCCAUUGCCGCCGUGUCGCCCGUGAGCGACACAUCCAGCAACACCACCUACUUCCGGGCGCAGGACGUGAACGGAACGGCGUACACGGCGCGGAAGGUGGUGCUCGCGACGGGGCUGGUGGACGAGAUCCCCGACGUGCCGGGGCUGCAGGAAGCGUGGGGCAAGGGCGUGUACUGGUGUCCGUGGUGCGACGGCUACGAGCACCGCGACCAGCCGCUGGGCAUCUUGGGCGAGUUACCGGACGUCGUCGGCAGCGUGCUGGAGACGCACACGCUCAACACGGACGUGAUCGCCCUCGUCAACGGCACCGACACCCCCGCCUACGAGGCCGCCCUGGCCUCCAAGUACCCUGACUGGCGCGCCCAGCUGGCGGCCUGGAACGUCACCGUCGACAACCGCAGCAUCGCCUCCAUCGAGCGCCUGCAGGACGGUGCCGAGAAUCGCUCUGACGACGGCUCCGCCAUGCUGGAUGUCUUCCGCGUCUGGUUCACCGACGGCGACAGCCUCGUCCGCAACGCCUUCAUCACGAAUUACCCCACCGCCCAGCGCAGCGACAUCCCCGCCCAGCUCGGCGUCAAGAUGGACGGUACCAAGAUUGAUACGGCGGAUUAUUCCGGCAUGCGCACCAGUAUCGCUGGUGUGUUUGCCGUCGGCGACUGUAACAACGAUGGCAGCACCAAUGUGCCCCAUGCCAUGUUCUCGGGCAAGCGCGCCGGUGUCUAUAUUCAUGUGGAAAUGGCUCGCGAGGAGUCGGCUGCCGCUAUUGGGAAACGUGGUGAAUCUGCCUUCUCGCGGAGGGAAAUGGAGAAGCAGACUGUCCGGAUGGUGGGCGAUGAGAUGGAGAAGUUGUGGAAGCGUGUGCUCGAUUCGCGGAAGUGA
This is a messenger RNA of Aspergillus homomorphus CBS 101889, 1325 nucleotides long. RefSeq names its product NAD(P)/FAD-dependent oxidoreductase. Bases 144 to 1325 code for a protein of 393 amino acids. The record is from RefSeq and is a predicted model, not a curated record. NCBI's taxonomy places the organism in Eukaryota, Fungi, Ascomycota, Eurotiomycetes, Eurotiales, Aspergillaceae. The transcript is spliced from 3 exons. Gene Ontology annotation, molecular function: oxidoreductase activity.